GUCUCGUCAGCCGCGAGGCCGCGAGCCCGCGAGCCCGCGAGCCCGCGAGCCCGCGAGGCGAGGCCCGGCCGGUGCCAGUUGUCGUGGUCCGCCAGCGUGCCGGCGGUGUCAGGUGGUCCGUAGUCCAGUCCACUCGAUAUAUCCAAGUAUACAUGUUCCCGGCACACUUCCAUCCUGCAUCUCCCACACCUGGCGCGAUGCCGCGCCCCAGCCUGCCGCUCGACACGGCGCUCUCGCCUGCAUCCUCCGCGCCGCCAUUGACGCCGGCGAGCACGCCGACGCCGACGUACUCGGCCCUUGCGCCGAAGGCGCCAGAUCUCCAAAGCCCAAAGACGAGUCCACGCAACGCACACUUCUACCCCGACCUCCUCUUCCACGGCUCAUCCCAUCUCCCCGCUCUCCCCCUCCCCCUCCCGGCCCCCGACCCCGCGCUCCGCAACACACCAACAGCAGAACUCGGGCCGUUCGAAUACCCCGUGCCCGUGCCCGUGCGCGCGGACCGCCCCGUCGCCGUCGCGGACACGCGCGCGCGCGCGCACGCGCCCCCCCUCUCGCGCAGCCUGCCGGAAGACGCGCCGAUCCGCGCGGCGGCAGCGGCGGGGCGGCACGCGCGCUCCCCGUCCGCAGGCAAGGCGCCGCCGCGGCUCGUGCCGAGCACGCCGCGGCGCGGGUCGACGAUCGCGUUCGCGCACGCGCCGCUGCCCGCGCCGAUCCCGCCGUCCCUCCUGCGCCGGCAGAGCGCGACGUCGCCGCAGGCCGCGCACGCCGCCCUGCCCGGCGCAGAGGAGCGGCGCGCGCCAGCGCCGGCGCCGGCGCGCCCGCGCCCGCGCCCGCCGCCACGCGAAAAGAGCUUGUCGCAGUAG
This is a messenger RNA of Cutaneotrichosporon oleaginosum, 863 nucleotides long. The record is from RefSeq and is a predicted model, not a curated record. NCBI's taxonomy places the organism in Eukaryota, Fungi, Basidiomycota, Tremellomycetes, Trichosporonales, Trichosporonaceae.